Drosophila navojoa is the source of this 3941-nucleotide messenger RNA. RefSeq names its product Thrombospondin (gene Tsp). Gene Ontology annotation, cellular component: extracellular region. The record is from RefSeq and is a predicted model, not a curated record. Gene Ontology annotation, molecular function: calcium ion binding. NCBI's taxonomy places the organism in Eukaryota, Metazoa, Arthropoda, Insecta, Diptera, Drosophilidae. Gene Ontology annotation, biological process: cell adhesion.
GUUAAUGGCAUAAAAGUGUUUUAAUUUUUAUUAGCACGAACACCGGGCCCUGCCUACACACGAGACAUCAUCCACAGCUACCAGAGCAGCCACAGGUCUCCAGGUUUUAGUUGUGCAUUUGCUGCCAUCGCUGGAGGAUCGUUGGAUCGUCGCGUGUGCCGUUCGUUCUAAUAAAAUCAAUCGCAAAGAUCUUCGCGUGUGUUGUUGUGUGUGUGUGUGUGUGUGUUUUGUUGUUUAUGUUUGUCGUUUCUUGAAAAGGGUUUUAAAUGUUUUAAUGCAACCGUUUUUAUUAUCGUUUCAUAUAGUGUGAGGAGACUUCAAUCCGAUUUGUUUGAUCUUACACCAGUGCAUAAAAUACAUCCAAACAACCAAGUUUAUAUAUGAGAAAAAUAUAUAUGUACAUACAUAUAUACGCACAGAAGUCCGGAAAUUGAGUGUGGCAAGAUCCAUAAAAAUAACUUAAGUUGUUGUUAUUCUAAAUAACGCGUUGACAGCAGUAAGUGGCUGAAGCUCAAGGAGCUGUCCAAAAUAAGUGCAACCAAGAAGCUGCCACAGCGCUGUUGAGAGUCCAAGUGGCCAAUAGCAAACAGCAAGCGCGGCAACAACGUUGGCGUUGCAACGUCCUUGACAAAGAGCGGACGUUCGCACAGAUCAACUCAAAGUGAAGACGACGACGACGACGACACGACGAGGCGAUGAAUUGGACGCGCGUGUUGCUAAUGGGCGUGGCCGCCCUGGCGCUGACACUUGUGGAGGUUGCAUCACUCUCACUGGAUCCAGUGGCGUCUGCUGAGCUGGAACAGUUUAUCAGGAAGGGGGAUGUGGUCAUAUCCACGCGACACAUAAGACCCCGGCGCAAGCUGCACAUCUCGAUUGAGGCCCUGUUCAUGAUUGACUUUCCCAUGCUGAAGCACAAGAUGUCCUUCUUCCUGGAUCGCAAGCAGCAGCGCGUUACGCUGGACAUCAGCGCCAAUGGGGCGACCGAGUCACGCAACUUUGAGAUACCGAAUAUAAAUGAGACGAGCACCAUACGCUCGCUGGCACUGCAGUUCUCCAAGAACCGCAUCACACUCCAUGUGGACUGCAAGCCGAGCACCUUCCACGACAUCGACAUGAGCCUGACCAAGCUCUAUACCCAAAUGGACGAUCCAGUCAUUAAGCUGUUCAGGGAACGCAAGUAUCCACUACAUUUCGAUGCCGACAUGGAGCAUUCGCUGCAGCGCGCCAACUGCCAGAAGGGACUCCAUCGCCGGGGCAAUCGACGCAUGCUGCGCAACAAGAUCAGCGAGCGUGAGAAGAACAAGAAACGCGACGUGCGUAACAAUUGGUACUAUGAGCCGACUCUGGCCCGGGAAGGCGUCGAUCAGCGCCAUCAGGAGGUGCCGACGGACACGGAACGCGGCGAUAUACCCAUCAUGCAUGGCGAUUGUGAAGACGCCCUCGCACGCUCGCUGAGCGAUCUCUUGGCAUUGGUUAAGCUGCUGCGUGAAGAUGUCGCCCACCAGCGUCAGGAGAUUGCCUACUUGCGCAUGCUGCUGGAGAACUGUGCGGGCUGCAAGGAGCCCAGCGGCGAUAAUCACAUACGCCUCGAGCCCAAUUGCCGCACUGCGAAUCCUUGUUAUCCUGGCGUUGAUUGCCAUGAGUCUGCCACGGGACCAAGGUGCGGCCGUUGUCCUGCCGGCUACAUUGGAGAUGGCAAAGUCUGCAAGCCGGGCGUCAGCUGCGCGGACAGGCCCUGUUUUCUAGGCGUUCAGUGUCACGAUACGGUGAACGGUGCUCAGUGUGACUCCUGUCCGGUUGGCUAUGAAGGCGAUGGACGCACAUGUACGCUACGUAAUCCUUGCCUGGAAUCACCAUGCCCCUCAGGUGUCGAAUGCAUUCAGCUGGGAUUUGCGCCUUACUUUCAGUGCAUCUCCUGUCCACGUGGACAUAAAAUCAAUGGCACCAGCUGCCACGAUGUGGAUGAGUGUGCGCUCUAUCAGCCCUGUGAUGGAUUGGCCGUUUGUAAGAAUCUCAAUCCGGGCUUUCUCUGCGGCCCCUGUCCGCCUGGCUUUGAUGGCGUUCAUGCGCAUGGCUAUUCAGCGGAUUACUUGGCCGUGGGCUUUCAGAAGCAAACCUGCUUGGAUAUAGACGAAUGCAAGUUGGGCUUCUUUAGAUGCCCGGAGCAUGCGACUUGUCAAAAUAGCAUUGGCUCCUACCGAUGUCAGUGUCAUGAGGGCUAUGUGGCCAAUGGCACCUUCAGUUGCCUGUCCGCGUCUGAGCUGUGUCCCGAUGGCAGCAUCUGUGCCAGGAAUGCGGAAUGCGUGGCCCUCGAUAACUAUAAUUAUCAAUGCCGCUGCAACGUUGGUUGGGCGGGCAAUGGCAAGGUCUGUGGUCGAGAUCGGGACUUGGACGGCUGGCCGGAUGAGUCGCUGAACUGCGCGGAGCCACACUGCCGGCGCGACAACUGCCCCGAUUUACCGAACUCUGGGCAAGAGGAUGCCGACCUGGAUGGCGUUGGCGAUGGCUGCGACGAUGAUGCGGAUAGCGAUCAGGUGCUCAACAGCAAGGACAACUGUCCGUUUGCCUAUAACAGCGAUCAGAUGGACACGGAUCACGACGGUGUGGGCGAUGCCUGUGACAACUGUGUGUUCAUACCCAAUCGCCGGCAACUGGACACCGACGAGGAUGGCAUGGGCAAUGAGUGCGAUGAUGAUAUUGACAACGAUUCAGUCCUAAAUCAGUAUGACAAUUGUCCUGCGCUGCGCAACCCAAAUCAAUCUGAUGUGGAUAACGAUGGAGUGGGUGAUGUGUGUGACAAUUGUGCCACGAUUCCGAAUCCAAUGCAGGAGGAUCGCGACAUGGAUCUGGUGGGCGACGCCUGCGACAGCGACAUCGACGGCGAUGACGAUGGCAUACAGGACUCGGAGGAUAACUGUCCGAUGGUCAGCAAUUCGGACCAACUGGAUACAGAUUUUGAUGGCAAAGGCGACGCCUGUGACGACGACGUUGAUGGCGAUGGCGUGCCCAACUACAGAGACAACUGUCCGUUGGCUAGAAACCCAGACCAAUUGGAUGUUAAUCACAAUGGCAAGGGCGAUGUGUGCGAGGAUGAUGAGGAUGAGGACGGCACGCCCAAUAUAAUCGACAACUGUCCAAACAAUUCCAUGAUACAUCGCACCGACUUCCGCACAAUACGCUCAGUUAUUUUGGACCCAGAAGGUGAUGCCCAGCUGGAUCCCAACUGGGAGGUGCAUGCGAAUGGCUCAGAGAUUCUACAAACUCUGAACUCCGAUCCGGGCUUGGUCGUUGGCAGCGAUUCCUUUGGAGGUGUUGAUUUUGAGGGCACUUUCUAUGUCAACGAUGAUACGGACGACGACUAUGUUGGCUUCAUCUUCAGCUACCAGAGCAAUCGCAAAUUUUAUGUGGUGCAGUGGAAGAAGGGCACACAGACCUACUGGCAUUCAUCACCCUUUCGGGCGUCCGCGGAGCCAGGCGUCCAGAUAAAGCUGAUUGACAGCAACACGGGACCGGGAUCCAUGCUGCGUAACAGUUUGUGGCAUGCUGGCGAUACGCCUGGACAGGCAAGGCUUCUUUGGAAGGAUCCGCUAAACGCUGGCUGGAAGGAGAAGACCUCGUAUCGGUGGUCCCUAGUGCAUCGACCUACCAUUGGCCUCAUCAGAUUGCGUAUAUUUGAGGGCGAACGCUUGAUUCUGGACUCGCACAAUGUGUACGACGCCACGCUUACCCUCAAGGGCGGAAGGCUGGGCGUUUUUUGUUUUUCUCAGGAAAUGAUUAUAUGGUCGGACCUGGUUUACAAAUGCAACACUCGCGUACCGCCCCACAUCUACAACGAACUGCCCACACAUCUGAAGCUCAAAGUGGAAUUGGAGAACUAAACAUAGGCCAGACACAGUUCUUUAUCUGAUUAUUGGCACAGCUUUGCAACCAGCGAAAGGUAA